AUGGAGCUGCUCGCGGGGCGUCCUCCGGGGGCUCAGGUGCUACUGCCACGGAGAGAGCCACCACCGUCGAAGCUGCCAGGGUGGACUGCAGGUGGAAGCAGCAGUUCGAGCGGAAGCAAAGCGCGAAGCAGAUUUCAUCAAGGCGUGACUGCGCCGGCUGUGCUUUGCACUCUCCGAUUCUACCGUCGGUCUUGCCGGCAACGAUGGAGAGGUCGCACAGUGGCCUACAACUUUCCUCCCGGCUUGGAGCUCGAUACCUCCAUCGACAUUCCUGACCGGCCGGAGAAGCGGAUGGUGAAAGAGCUCAGCCGCUAUGAGGACCCCGAUGACCCCAUUCGACCGCAAGCUCCACCGAGAGAUCGCAAGGGCCUCUGGGCACCUCCAGGACCUCAGGCGAUUGCGGCGCCGGAGGUCCUCGUGGUGGGCCUAGGCAGACGGCUCCGUGCUGACGAGGAGGAUGGUCCUCGUGCUCGCUUGGGUGCGGGAGCUGUGGAGGCCCUGCAGCGGCGGUACCAGGUUCGGACGCACUUCGAUGCCGAUGUGCAGGGGUACAUGGCCACUUGCCGUGCCAGUCUGGACAAGUCGGGCCGUGCGGGCGUGCAGAAGAUUCACUUAAUGCAACCAUUGGUUGCGCAUGACACCGAUGAUAUCCGACUAAUACUGCUGCAUGUGUCUGCGGCAUGCGCGUGGGCUUCUGCUGUCGGCGCAGCGCUGGGGCGGCUGCAGGCAUUUGCACAGAGUCGGCGCGAGCGGCUUCAUGCCUCUCUGCAGGACGAGGCCAACGCUUUGUUCAAGGAGGUCAGUGCGGAAAAGUUCAACGAGCCUGGCACGGCCGAAGAUGUGCAUCCUCAGUGCCUGAAGGACUUCGAUCGAUGCACGUACCAGAUUGGUAGCUGCAACUACCAACCUGGGCAAGCCGCGGACUCCGGAGACAUCGCCAACGCUCGGCAAAGCUUCGCCAAGCGGCUUAGCGAGGAGUGCUCCUGCAGCGCUGCGGGAGUUCGUGUGAUUUCGGCUUUGUGUUCGCAAAUUUCUAUGGCACACCUGGCGACUGUCAGUUUCUCAGGGCCCCAUGCCUACGCGCUGCCCGGUGGCUUCACGAAGGCGCGGAUCCACUUGCGCCGCAAGUCUGAGGAGUCCUCGGAUCUCAUCCUCGGCAUCGAGCGUGCGGCAAGAGGCUUCGAGUCCUUCUCGCUGCCGGAGGAUGGCCAGGUGCACGACUGCCACAAGACUUCCUCGAUACAAGAAUCGGCGGAAGUCCAGUUUCGGUGUUCUUCCGAAGGCGUCCUCGUUGAUGUUCUGGAUGUUCGCGAGGCCAUCACGCUCUGCUUCCCAGACGAACGUGUUGUCGUGCAUGACGGGCUCCCGUUGCACUUCCGCUCGCCGCCGGCGGGGGAGAGCUUCCUUCGCUUGCUUGGUGGGUGCCUCGUUCGUUGGGCAAACGCGCUCGGCUUCCUCCGCAUGCUGCAGCCAAAGCGAAAGCGGGCUUGA
Molecule: messenger RNA, 1491 nt
Organism: Symbiodinium sp. CCMP2592
Lineage: Eukaryota; Dinophyceae; Suessiales; Symbiodiniaceae
Source: the annotation of a GenBank genome assembly